GAUCAAGUGUUUAAUUAUACGGCUCAUAUAAAAACACACAGCACGCUUUCUCGCCUCGGUAGGCGCGGCCUCAGAGCGGCAGAAGCAAAACAUGAACUCUGAUCCUCCCUCUGACACACGCAGCCGAGACACACACUGACUGACAGAUCCACGCACGCAGGAGUCCCGGAGCAGAAGACACUCGUGGACGCAAGACAUGCGCUGGAAGGGCGAAGUGAAAGUGGAGUGCUGCGUCGUUGGCGAGCACGAGCGCGAGUCCCCGUUGCUGUCCAACGAUGACGAGGUGAACAUGUGUGAAGACUGCAGGGGAGACGAGGAGCUGCUGGGCACAUGCCCCGAGGACAGUGGAGACAUCGUGGGCGCGCCGGUGGAAGUUUUGGAUGAAGACGCGUCGUCGCUGCAGACGAUGGCAUCCGCGCCGCUGCUGGGCGGAACACUGUGUGCGAGCUGCAACGAGGAAAUUGUGGAUAAGUAUUUAUUAAAGGUGAACGACUUGUGCUGGCAUGUGCGCUGUCUCUCGUGCAGCGUGUGCCAGACUUCACUUGGCAGCCACACGAGCUGUUACAUCAAAGAAAAUGAGGUUUUCUGCAAAGUGGAUUACUUUCGAAGAUACGGCACGCGGUGCGCGUGCUGCGGCAGGAACAUCCACGCCACGGACUGGGUCCGCAGGGCGAAGGGGAACGUGUAUCACCUGGCCUGCUUCGCCUGCUUCUCCUGUAAGAGACAACUGUCCACCGGGGAGGAGUUCGCGCUCGUGGAGGAGAAGGUUCUGUGCACAGUCCACUACGAGUGCAUGCUGGACAACCUGAAGAGAGCCGUGGAGAAAGGAAACAAUGUAAACAUGGGGGGGGCUGUGCCCACCGAGCAGGAGAUUAACCAGCCCAAACCCUCGAAGAGAGCUCGGACCAGCUUCACCGCCGACCAGCUGCAGGUAAUGCAGGCCCAGUUUGCUCAGGACAACAACCCAGACGCCCAAACACUACAGAAGCUGGCGGAGCAGACGGGCCUCAGUCGAAGAGUCAUUCAGGUCUGGUUCCAGAACUGCCGAGCGCGCCACAAGAAGCACGUGAGCCCCAACCACAGCUCCAGCGCCCCCAUGACCUCCCUGCAGCCCAGCCGCCCCCCCCAGCCAACCCCGACCCCCGAGGAGCUGCAGUACACAGCGUACGGAGGCCCAGAGGGGUCAAUGCUCUCAGCACUACACUCCUUCAUAGACAUGCACCCUCCUCCACCCAUGUUUCAGCCACUGCUGCCAGCCCAUGCCAUGACCUCCCUGCCUGUGUCUCACGCCUGAGCCGCGCACACACACACACACACACGUCUAUUCUUAUAAGAACAGUGCAUUCACUUCCAUUCAUUAGGACAGCACAGAGGGUUAACCCAAUCUGGUUUAUACCUAACCCUAACCUUCACCUAACCACAACUGAAUAGCCCUAAACGUAACUAUUCAUUCAUUCAUUCAGUCAUUUUGUACCACUGGUUCACCCUGAGUGGGACCAACACCCAUGGAGACAAACAACCAUUCACUCUCACACUCAAACGUAUACGGUCAAUUCUGAGCAUCCAAUAACUCCAUUUGCAUUGUUUUGGACUGUGGGAGGAAGAGAGAAACCCAGAGAGAACACGCACACACACACACACACACACACACACACAUAAGGAGAACAUACACACAUCAGUGGAACCAGGAGCCGACCUGGUGACCUUCUUACUGUGAGGCGACAAUGUUAGCCACUGCACCACCAUUUAGCUGUCUCGACUUAACCAUUGACUCAAAAAUGAGGUUCUGCCUGAUUAGGACCAGGUUUGGGACUCCAUAAGGAC
Molecule: messenger RNA, 1824 nt
Organism: Solea senegalensis (Senegalese sole)
Lineage: Eukaryota; Metazoa; Chordata; Actinopteri; Pleuronectiformes; Soleidae
Product: LIM/homeobox protein Lhx8
Exons: 10
Coding region: 197-1294 (365 amino acids)
Biological process (GO): neuron differentiation; regulation of transcription by RNA polymerase II; forebrain neuron development
Cellular component (GO): nucleus
Molecular function (GO): DNA-binding transcription factor activity, RNA polymerase II-specific; RNA polymerase II transcription regulatory region sequence-specific DNA binding
Source: RefSeq, a predicted model, not a curated record